Callorhinchus milii (elephant shark) is the source of this 3955-nucleotide messenger RNA. RefSeq names its product glycoprotein M6Bb (gene gpm6bb). NCBI's taxonomy places the organism in Eukaryota, Metazoa, Chordata, Chondrichthyes, Chimaeriformes, Callorhinchidae. Gene Ontology annotation, biological process: central nervous system myelination; axon development. Gene Ontology annotation, molecular function: structural constituent of myelin sheath. Gene Ontology annotation, cellular component: plasma membrane; myelin sheath. The record is from RefSeq and is a predicted model, not a curated record. The transcript has 7 exons. The coding region runs from base 101 to 841 and encodes 246 amino acids.
CUCAGCCACACAAACCAGGGAGAGACAGACACAGAGGAGCGAGAAGGCUACAGCACUGGGAAACCAAGGACACCAACUACCCUCACUCCACAGCUCAGCCAUGGGUUGCUUUGAAUGCUGCAUCAAGUGCCUUGGAGGUGUUCCAUAUGCUUCGCUGGUGGCCACCAUUCUGUGCUUCUCUGGGGUGGCACUGUUCUGUGGCUGUGGCCAUGUGGCUCUAACAGGGACGGAGAAGAUUGUGCAGACAUACAUCUCCACAAAUUUCGGUGAUCAUGCCUUGCUGACAGACAUAAUCCAGCUGAUGCAGUACGUUAUCUAUGGAAUUGCCUCUUUCUUCUUCCUGUAUGGUAUAAUCCUCCUGGCAGAAGGGUUUUACACCACCAGCGCCGUGAAGGAAAUUCAUGGCGAGUUCAAAACGACUGCCUGUGGGCGAUGCAUCAGUGGAAUGUUUGUCUUUCUGACCUACGUGCUGGGAGUGGCUUGGCUUGGAGUAUUCGGCUUCUCUGCUGUGCCAGUCUUUAUGUACUACAAUAUGUGGUCAGCCUGUCAGACGAUCAACUUCCAGUCAGUGAACCUGACGACACCCAUUGACCAGAUCUGUGUGGACAUCCGGCAGUACGGUAUUGUACCCUGGAAUGCUUCACCCGGAAAGGCCUGUGGCUCGUUCCUAGCUAGUAUCUGCGGGACACCAGAGUUUGAUUUGUCCUAUCAUCUGUUCAUCGUGGCUUGUGCGGGAGCUGGUGCUACUGUCAUUGCACUGCUCAUCUACAUGAUGGCUACCACAUAUAACUAUGCUGUUUUGAAGUUUAAGAGUCGAGAAGACUGCUGCACAAAAUUCUAGAGUUGCUAUAGAAGCAUUAUACAGAGCUCUACCAGCUGCACUGAGUAGCUUGAACUACCACUGACACCAUGGACUAAAACACAACUUAUUAAUCUACAUUUUGAAACAAAUAACUUGUAAAUAGCACAAGAAAGCAUCAUAUAUUGUAGUAUCAACACACUUAACAGUACUAUUUUAGUAUAUAAUUUGAAAUAACAUGACCAGCAUUAAGGUACACAAUCUGGCUAUUAUUUUUUGUGUGAAGGAGUCAAAUAGAUGUUCAAUCACAAGAAUCAGUGGCUCAGUCAUGAGAAGCAAAUUAAAUAGCUUUUCUUGUCAUUCACAGCCCAAAGCUGUCCAACAGAGAGCUUGUUGUUAAUUCUAACACCAGAUGUAAAAUCCGAUGUUUAAUAAACUCCUAGGCACUCACAUAGCCAAAAGGCCAACAAUAAGGCUCCCUGGAUGAUUUAAAAAGUCUUAAAAAAUUAAUAGAAGGAUAAAAUCUAUAUGAAAAUCAGGAAUAUGAGGAACUAUAUAGCAGUCCAAUGCAACUCAGAUUAAAAGGUGAUACAAUUAAUUCUAUUUCACAGAGAUGAAAGAUAUUGAGCCCUUUAAAUUAUUUUACCCUGGAAGUUUAUUUACAAACCUUUGGUCAUGAAUACUUGGGAUGCAAAAUGCCUUAUGCGUCUAAUUAGAGGGCCAUUAUCGAUCUGUGAUAAAGGGCUGAAUGGUCAUGUUAGUAUACGUGAUAUACAGUGACAAUGUGUGCUAACACAGCUGCAUAUGCCCAGUCAUCGCACAUCAUCAAUCUAACUACUUAGAGACACUAAGGAAUUUAUUUGCUGAAAGACCUUGCAUAUCUUUCAGCAAUAGACAAAGAAAGAUCUAUUCAGUGUGUCAAUUAUAUAGCUGGUUUCAAUAAUGUGCCCAUUGAAGGUAAAAAACAGAUUUUUAAAAAAAACCUAGUGAUUGAUGUCACUAUUUUAUUAUUUUAAAUAAAGACAGACCACAUAUUGCGUUUGAAAACUUUUGAGCUAACAAUCUGCCUAAAAGAAUUGGUACAGUAUUCAUAAGAGGUACGAUUGCAACAAAAGCAGGUUUGAGAAUCACAGGUAAAGAAAAUCAAGUCCAGAAAGUUGAUUCCUCGCCCUUAACUAUAAUAGAAGCUUAUUAUAAAAAAAAUGUUCCCAAAUAAACUCAAGAUCCAUUUCAGUUAAUCCAGGUGCUCAAUUCUCACUCAAAACACUUUGCUGGUCCUUCAUCAAUCCUGAGAACUGUUUGGUUCGUAGGAAUUGGUUUACUUGGCCACUGAAAUGUCAUGUUGAAUGUACGCAGGAAUUAACUUACUUUUUAAAUUAAUUAAUUGUAAUUAAAAUAUCUGUUAAUAUUCGUACAGAACAAAUUCCUGGACAUGCUGUUUUGUAAAAUUAAUUCCUCUACACUAAUUCCCCGAUUACUUGAAAUCACAUACCACCAUUCCUUAAAGUAGCUUAUUUUAAUUAAUUUGGUAUUCAUGUCAGUAAGCAUAGUGCAAAGGCGGUUGACUGAAAAUUAUUUUCCUCUCAAGCGAAUGAAAGGCAAUUACUAGUCCAAAUGCACUUUGAAUUCUUAACUAUUUGUUGGUUUCAAACAGUAAGAAGUUAAAGUUUAACAAUGAUCCUGAGUAAAUUUCCCGUCACCCUAGUUCAAACCUUAAACCGGAAAUUGCAGGAAAUGCACAGCAAACUAAUCAACAUUUGUCUAUUCUGGAUUUUCAACAUUUUCCGCUUUAUAUUUCCAACAUUCAGUUUUUUUGUAAAUCUUUCAAACCUUGCUAUUACUCAUAGGCUUACUUUAUUAUUGGCGGGGGCUACAAACCAAGGUUAAUUGUACCCAAUUUGUGCCUUGGUGCUAAGUAGCUCGUUGACUAUUUUUUGUUGAUAGAGUUAGUGUUCAAAAGCAUCUGUGCAUUGUAGGUAAAUUCAGCUCAGUACCGCUUUGUUUUAUCAGGUUUUAGGAUACAUUGGGGAGUAAUACUGUAUCUGUAAAUAGUACACAGGGAGUCAUGAAUUUACAAUCUAUAAAACUAUAAUCUAUAAUUUAAAUAAACUGUUUCGACUUUCAUUCUUGUCAACUCAAUUUACUAAGCAUUACAUUUUCAGUUUUUAAAUCUAUACAGUAUUUGUGUCAUAGUAUCUUAACAACAUUUGUUUUAAUUUUGAUAAUCAAAAAAAUACUAUUACUGAGUAGUUCCUGAGCAUCAGUAAUGUAACCAUCAGCGUUCCUCUAAGGAAUCACAGCAGUAACUGCAUGUAAGAUAAAUUAGAUUUGUAUAAGUAGUAAUUACAAAUUAUCAUAAACUCAUUCUGAAGGAUAUAGUUGUAAAUGUUUGUCUCUGUGCUAUGGAAAUAGAGCAGUAAGACUAAAUUGAUGCUUAAAUGCCUUUUUUUUAAAGAACUGCAAACAUGAACAAUUGAUCUAGAAGAUAAACCAUAUAAUAAGAUCUAAAAAUGGUUGAACUUGGUAUAAGAACAGUUUAAUCAAAAUGUGUAUAUGAUAUUUCUUUUUUUAGGUAAUGUUGACAACAAAAAAUAAAUUGGCAAAAUGAUUUGAUUGUGAGAAACGGACUCCUUAAAUGGUCAACUUUUGUAUCUUAAGCAUGGCAUAUAAUGUUUUUAGAUUGUUGCAACACAAAUGAUGACAACUAGAUAGAUUUGGUUCUAAAAUUGAUUUGGGAUGUUCUUUUUUCACAAAGGAAGUUUCUCUUGUGAAAUUGAGGAAAUGGUAUCAGUUUAAACUGAGAUUUAAUGAAAAAGGGAACCAGUGACUGCAUUUAACACUAACGACAAUUUUGCCCCAUAGUUACAUUGUGAUGGCAGCAAAGGAUUAAAUAAUUGUAUUGUGUUAAUUAAGGGUAAUACUUGCCUUUGCCUUUUUUAAAAAUCUUCAAUUGUGCCAUUAUAAUAUUUGUUAACCUCAAGACUGCAUGCUUUUUUGCUUGUUUUUUUUAGUCGCCUUUUGUUAAAAAGUUCCCACAUUUCAGCAUUAUUUAAUUUUCUUAAUACAGUAUUUGAAAUUGUAUGUAUAGACAAUUUAUUGACUCUGAGUCAUUUUUUUCUUCAUAUACUCAAAAUAAACAUGCUCUCUUUACAAAAA